UGAUCCGCGGCCAGACCUGCGCUGCGGAACAAAUCCGACCUUCCCUACCUUACACCGACUCCUGAACACGAGGAAUAGAGCGGCUUUUAUGACAUCAGCCUAACACCUUUACACAGCUGGUCUUGGGUGAAAAAAAGCAUCUGUAGAUAGAUCCCAGUGAGAAAUCAAAGCAUGUCAUUGCUCAGAGUGGAAUUGCAGUCAUAGAUUGCUCGUGGGCCAGAUUAGAAGAAACUCCCUUUAAGAGGAUGAGAGGAAGUCAUCUACGGCUGCUGCCUUACUUGGUGGCUGCAAACCCUGUAAACUAUGGCCGGCCAUGGAAACUGUCCUGCGUGGAAGCUUUUGCUGCAGCUUUUUGCAUUGUUGGAUUCCCAGACCUAGCCACCAUUCUUCUAAGGAAGUUUAAAUGGGGUAAGACAUUUAUUGACUUGAACAAGAAUCUCUUGGAAAAAUAUGCAGCCUGUCAAUGCCAGGAAGAAGUGCUGAGAGUUGAAAAGGAUUUUUUAUCCAAUGUCCAAGAAACAAAAGACAAAGAAAUAGAUCCAUUUGAUGUUGACUCAGGAAAAGAAUUUUGUAAUCUCAACAGACCAAUCAAUUCUCAGGGAUUAGCACAAAGUAAUGAAGAAUCUGAGGAGGACAGUGUGAGCACGCCAGACGAUGCCACUGAAAGCAGUGCUGAGAGCAGUCCAGAAGAUCACGGUAGUGUAAAGUUGCUGCAACAAGAGCCAAUAAAUCAACUACUUGAAAAGUAAAGAAACCCCCAAACUCAUUAACACACAGAAAAACCCCACAUACCACAAGAACAUUUAAAAAAAUCCCCCAACAAUCCCAGAGUUGUAACAUCUUGUAUAAAGAAAUUUUAUUGUGAACAGUUAAGUGUGGCUUGUUCACCUCUAACUUGGUGCUUAGCAAAUGCCUUCCUUUGGGUGAACCUUGGGCUCUGUGUGAGUUUAUAGUCUGUCUAUGCACGUAAAGGCUUUAGGUUAUUUAGUUUUUAGACAGUUGUUUAUGGAGUGCUAAUUAUUAUGUAAGGAGCCUGAAGUUUGG
Messenger RNA from Athene cunicularia (burrowing owl), 1044 nucleotides. It is a transcript of the gene TSR3, whose product is annotated as TSR3, acp transferase ribosome maturation factor. Gene Ontology annotation, biological process: maturation of SSU-rRNA. The coding region runs from base 246 to 749 and encodes 167 amino acids. The record is from RefSeq and is a predicted model, not a curated record. Gene Ontology annotation, molecular function: rRNA small subunit aminocarboxypropyltransferase activity. NCBI's taxonomy places the organism in Eukaryota, Metazoa, Chordata, Aves, Strigiformes, Strigidae. The transcript has 5 exons.